Nicotiana attenuata is the source of this 1038-nucleotide messenger RNA. RefSeq lists its product as uncharacterized. NCBI's taxonomy places the organism in Eukaryota, Viridiplantae, Streptophyta, Magnoliopsida, Solanales, Solanaceae. Bases 1 to 1038 code for a protein of 345 amino acids. The record is from RefSeq and is a predicted model, not a curated record. The transcript has 4 exons.
AUGUAUGAUUCCGGUACAGAUGAUACGCUUGCUCUAGAUUUUGUCAAUUCAGGAGAAGCAAUUGGGGUGUUUGAACUGGACAAGGAUUUGAUAAUUUCAAAAACUAAUCAAAGGGAGGUUAUGGUUGGCCAAGUAUAUAAGGAUAAGGCUACAUUGAAAGAGGUGGUGGAGAAUUAUGCUAUAUCUCAAAGGUUUCAAUUCCAGGUUGAUAGGUCUAAUUCUGUCAGCUAUGCAUUAAUAUGUAUGUCAGAAGAUUGUGAAUGGAAGUUUAAGGCUUCGAGCAUUAACAAAUCAGAACUAGUCAAAGUGAGAGAGUUUAUUGAUAACCGUACAUGUCCGCUUAAAGACAAGGUGUAUGAGCAGCGACAGGCAAGUAGCAGCCUUAUAGGUGGUAUGAUUAGGCCUAAGCUUACUAAUCAUAAGAGGAAAUACACCCCAAAGGAUAUUAUUGAUGAUGUGAAAUCAGAUUUAGGUGUUGAUGUUAGCUACAUAUUGGCGUGGCGGGCUAAAGAAAAGGCAAUGAAUUUUUUGAGAGGUGAACCGGCUGAUUCAUACAAAAAACUACCAAGAUACUUAUAUACAAUGGAUAAGACAUAUCCAGGUUCGCACAUUAAAAUGGGGUUUGAUCAUUGUAGACCCAUUGUGGUUGUCGAUGGAAGUCACCUAAAAUCUUGCUACACCGGGACAUUCGUCUCGGCAAGCACGUUGGAUGGUGCAGAGAAAGAUGCUGCUUGGACGUGGUUCUUUGAGCAAUUCAAGAUAGCAUACGGUGACAGGGAAAACAUGUGCAUCGUUUCAGAUAGAAAUGAGAGUAUCAUUAAAUCUGUAUCGAGAGUGUAUCCAGAUGUACCGCAUUUUGCCUGUAUAUGGCAUCUAUGGAACAACGUAUAUAAGAAAUUCAAAAGGAGCCAUGCAAAGUUGAGCGAGAUAUACUUCUCGAUGGCAAAAGCAUACACACAAGCUGAAUUUGACAGUCUGAUGGAGAAGUUGGAGACGGUAGAUAUUAGGGUGAAAGAAUACUUGGAGUUAGCUGGAUAA